AUGCAGCAUGCAAGGCCAUAUAUAGCUGAUGUAGGUAUAGGACAUUUGGACCAUACAUUGGAUAGGAGGAUAGCCGUGGACUUAAGUUACCCCCACAUAAUAGAUGUAAUCACAUUCACAUCUCCCACACCAACACUAAUCCAUUUCAUAAGUCUAUUCAAACCUGGGCAUUGGAUUCACACCAUUGAACACUUGGCCGCCGCUCAGGAAUCCGAGUAUUUACAGAUACUUUCGACUAAAGCAUAUUAUAUCUCGUUAAUCAAGAGUAAAAACUCGUUUAUUUAAUAUAAUAAAAUCUGGCCUGAUAGAACACUGGAC
Molecule: messenger RNA, 318 nt
Organism: Medioppia subpectinata
Lineage: Eukaryota; Metazoa; Arthropoda; Arachnida; Sarcoptiformes; Oppiidae
Source: the annotation of a GenBank genome assembly